ACGCUAACAGUACCAGCCGCAUUUCACUUGUGCUACGGCUGCUGUUCAGACUUUCAUAUCUUUCAUAAAAUGAAGAUUACUUUUCUUAUAUUGAGUAUUUUGAUAUUAAUAUCAAUCGCGAGUGCAACUUUGUCGCCAAAUUCUGCGAGGGAUGAUAAGAAAAAGAAUAAAAAAAACAAAGAUGACGCUAAAAAUGAAAAGAAGAAGCCAGAAGUAUCAGAAAAAGACGUUUUUCAAAGACAACUAGUAAGAAGAGAUGUUACAGCAAAAGACAUUUUAAGAGAAGCUGAUAUACUGAGCAAACAUACAAAUAUUAGGCACUAUGUGCCUGGAGAAGUUCUUGGCUACAUAACACCAUGGAAUGGUGCAGGCUACGACAGGGCAAAAAAGUUUCACAAAAAAUUUGAUCUGGUGUCUCCAGUUUGGUUUGUUAUUCAAGGAGGACAUCCAUUUAAAAUUCCAGUACAUGAUAUGGAUAAAAAGUGGCUUAAGAGUAUGCAAGAUGCUAAUACUAAAAAACAUUCAGUAAAAAUAUUGCCACGAAUACUAUUUGACAGGUGGACGAGUGACCACGUUGAAGAAAUUUUCCAUGAUCUUCAAAAGAGACAUAGAUUUAUCGAUAUGCUCAUUAGUUUAGCUGAAACCAAUUCAUUUGAUGGAUAUGUUUUGGAAAUUUGGAAUCAAUUUUUAAUGGCAGGUGUGAGAAAAAGUAUUUUGACUGCACUUAUUACUUCAAUUGCUGAUGGUUUGAGAGAAAAUGAUCUAGACACUAUUUUAGCAAUUCCAGCUCAGAGAAAAAUGGAAAAUGAACUCUUUACGAAAGAAGAUUUUGAAGAGCUUUCACCUCAUAUCCGAUACUUUUCGGUAAUGACUUAUGAUUUUUCAAGUGUACAUAGACCUGGUCCUAAUGCCCCAGUUGAUUGGAUACGUAACUGCAUUAAAGCUCUUGUUCCAAAAACAAAUGAUGUUAGGAGAGCUCAAAUUUUAAUGGGAUUGAAUUUCUAUGGAUAUCAUUAUACACCAUCUGGAGGUGGUCCAAUAGUUGGUUCGCAGUACCUUGAAUUACUUGAAAAACACAAAGGAAAACUUCAAUGGGAUGAUGAAAGUGAAGAACAUUUCUUUGAAGUAAAGGCCAAAGAUAACCCAGGCUAUGUGUUCUUCCCAACUCUUUACUCAUUAAUGAGCAGAUUGGAAUUAGCUGUGGAGAUGAAAGUUGGAAUUGCAAUUUGGGAACUUGGACAGGGUUUAAACUAUUUCAUGGAUAUAUUGUGAUCACUAACAGCAACAAACUUAUAAU
Messenger RNA from Trichogramma pretiosum, 1297 nucleotides. RefSeq names its product chitinase domain-containing protein 1. The coding region runs from base 70 to 1272 and encodes 400 amino acids. Gene Ontology annotation, cellular component: extracellular region. The record is from RefSeq and is a predicted model, not a curated record. The transcript has 7 exons. Lineage: Eukaryota; Metazoa; Arthropoda; Insecta; Hymenoptera; Trichogrammatidae. Gene Ontology annotation, biological process: carbohydrate metabolic process. Gene Ontology annotation, molecular function: oligosaccharide binding; chitin binding.